UAUGAUUCCAAUCUGCUCCGUGUCCAUCGAUCAUGGCCACCGAAAUCUUAAUCUCCCCCAUCGAUCAAGCCGCCGCAACCCCCGCCCUGCCGCUGCAGCCCGCCGCAACGGCGGGGAGCACGCGGAUGUGGGGGUGGAUGGCGACGACGGCGCGGGCCGUGGGCGGCGCUUGUCUGCACGUGCUAGAAAGCUCGGCGACAGGCACGCUCAUCUUCACGUCGGUGAGCCUGUUGCUGGUGUGGCAGCAGAAGAAGAAGACGCGGAGGCCGGCACGGCCCCUCACCCGGUCCAUGUCGAUAGCCAUGCUGCAAGGCGGCGACAAGGCGAUGCAGCGGUUCAAGCUCUGCCACGACGCCAUUCACGACGAAGCCAAGCUGAAGGCCGCCGUCGAUGACAUGCGCCGCGAGAUCCACAUGCCCCAAAUCGACUUCGCCAAAUUAUACGCAUGCGUCGGAGUCGUAGAGAUUAGCGGAAAAGAGAAGGAAGCAAUCGAAUUGCUCGAAGACGCCCUAAAGAGACAAAAGGCCGAGCACACGCACGAGAUCCAUGAGCUCGAGCUCUUACUGGUCGAAAUGAACAUUUACCAGGGAAACUACCAAAAGGCUCUGAAUUACCCAUGCAUGAAAGCAGACGACAUUUCUUCUGCAGAUGCUCGAGUUCAUUUAUAUCAGGCGGUGAUCUACACAAUGAUGAACGAUGAAGAACGAGCCAGAGAGAGCUACAAGAAGAUGAGGGAAAUUCGAAGCGGAUUCCAUGGGCAAAAGUUCUUCAAGGAGGGCUCGUCGAUGUCGCUUGACGUUGCUGAUUUCGACGAGUUCGCGAAGGUGGCGAAGCGACUGGUGCAAGAGAUCCAGGAAGCUCAGUCCGGAACGCCAGCCGCCAAAGCUCAGGAAUCUCAGCAAAAAACUGAUCGAUCAGGGCAAACAGAUGGGAAAGAGAUCAAGGAUGCUCACUCCGGAACGACAGCGGCCGAAGCUCAGAAAUCUCAGCAAAAAACUGAUCAAUCAGGGAAAACAGAUGGGCAAGAGGUCAUAAAUGCUCACUCCGGAAAGACAGCCGCCGACGCUCAGGAAUCUCAGCAAAAAACUGAUCAAUCCGGGAAAACAAAUGGGCAAGAGAUCAAGGAUGCUCACUCCGGAAAGACAGCCGCCGACGCUCAGAAAUCUCAGAAAAAAACUGAUCAAUCCGGGAAAACAGAUGGGCAAGAGAUCAAGGAUGCUCACUCCGGAAAGACAGGCGCCGACGCUCAGAAAUCUCAGCAAAAAACUGAUCGAUCAGGGCAAACAGAUGGGCAAGAGAUCAAGGAUGCUCACUCCGGAACGACAGCCGCCGACGCUCAGAAAUCUCAGCAAAAAACUGAUCAAUCCGGGAAAACAGAUGGGCAAGAGAUCAAGGAUGCUCACUCCGGAAAGACAGCCGCCGACGCUCAGCAAUCUCAGCAAAAAGCUGAUCAAUUAAUCGGAGCAAACGGUACAGUCGCCCGCGGUACAGGCAGCGCCACCAACUGAAAAAUAAAUUAUUAUUUUUUUUAAAAAAAAAGUGAAAACAAAAGAAUGAAUGCGAGAAAGACGGUUGGCAAGGAUAAGUUUAAACAAAGCUUAAUAAUAAAUCUUAAUUUGAUUGUUUUUUA
Messenger RNA from Zingiber officinale, 1630 nucleotides. RefSeq lists its product as uncharacterized. Gene Ontology annotation, molecular function: protein binding. The record is from RefSeq and is a predicted model, not a curated record. Bases 33 to 1508 code for a protein of 491 amino acids. NCBI's taxonomy places the organism in Eukaryota, Viridiplantae, Streptophyta, Magnoliopsida, Zingiberales, Zingiberaceae. The transcript has 4 exons.